Messenger RNA from Cantharellus anzutake, 1332 nucleotides. RefSeq lists its product as uncharacterized. Lineage: Eukaryota; Fungi; Basidiomycota; Agaricomycetes; Cantharellales; Hydnaceae. The transcript is spliced from 6 exons. The record is from RefSeq and is a predicted model, not a curated record. The coding region runs from base 1 to 1332 and encodes 443 amino acids.
AUGGACGAUACCACGAUAAUCUCACCAUGGCAUGCUGUAAGGCCCAAGGCGGAAACUGCGUUCAAGCGUUACCUCCACCUGUUGGCUGUCAGGAACGACUGGAACACUGAUGAAGUGAGGGCUUUGGAGAAUUCUGGCGUCAGUGAUGGCUUUUUAGAGUCAUUUUGGCAUGCCCAGAGAACUAACUGGAGAAGCCCAAUCAGAGGCGAGACUUUGGAAGAUGCAGUACCUGCCGAUGUUCUAGAGGCUGAAGUCAAACGGGUUGCUCGCCAAAGUAUCUAUCAGCAUGUCGAAAAAAUCAACAGGUUGCUUAAGGACACGGCGCCUGCGAUGAACGUACUUGACUUCUUCGGUGUGCCAAGUUUGUCCGUGAUCGACUACAGGAAAGAAGUGUUGAGCGUGCAAGUCCUCGCAUCCCAAUCCAUUAAGGGCCGACCUGAAUGGGACGAAUUCAAGCAAGAAAUCUUGCAGAAGCUAGAGCCAUGCCACCCCAACGCCUCUUGUACUGCCAACCCCUUUGUCGACAGUCAUUCUGAGGCCAAAAUUGAAUCACCACCCGGUUCCCAGACUCACUUAAGCACCUCCGUUGCUGCCUGGCAGCUAGUAAUAGAUCAGCCACAGGUAGGACCGAGGAUCAUUGCUUCUUCUACUUCCCAAUGCCCUGGGAUUGUUAAGGCGCCGUUGGCAACUGAAUUCCAGGUCCCACGUUUGCCUGCCACCAAUGGAGGAAUAGUGCAGCUCCCUCAUAUUGCACCCAGCAGUGAAAGCGCCAGCGCCAGCGGAAGGAGGACCAAGGGUGGCAACAGUGUUAAGUUGAGCCCCAGGGCCGGUAAACUGGCCAUGAGUGCUGGAAGCUGGACAAGCGUUCAUUGCUCGACCCAAGCCGACAAUGAGACAAUGACGCUUGAACAGUUGUGUCAAGAACUGGCAGAUACCUCACUUACUUCACUUGGAGCACCGGUUUUCGUGAACAAACCGUCUGGUAGGCCAACAGUAUCAUCGACAGACUCCAUCUCCCAGGUGGCUCUGUAUCCUUCAUCAUCAGGCCAGCUCGCUGGGUCAUAUAGCCGCCACCGAACCGAUGGCCCCCCAAGCGUAGUAGCCUCCAGUUCAACCAGCUCCGACCUAUCGAUGCUCUUGCAAUCCAUCAGCGACAAAAGCUCCACCCAAUUUAGUGAAGCCGAUAUCAACGCCAUCAGCGCCCUCUGCCUCAAUGAGAAGAUUGCUGUGGAGGAUCUUGCUCAAGUCCUCAGGUCCCAUUUCUCAAUCAGUAAGGCGUUCGUCCGUUGUCUCAUUCAGAUGUGCGAGGCUUGGUUAGAAAAUCGCGAUUAA